AUGAAUAACAAGUCUUUAAAUCUGAACACCAGUCCACCUCCUCGGGUUGGCGGCGGCGGCUCCGGGACCGUGGACCAUGAACUCGUUAUCACUUCUACUUUCGGGACGCUUCUCUCCGUUGUCUAUAUAAUCGGGGUCUCGGGGAAUGUAUACACACUGGUGGUGAUGUGUCACACGAUCCGUUUCGCCACUUCUAUGUACAUCUCCAUCAUCAACCUGGCUCUUGCGGACUUGCUCUACCUCUCCACCAUCCCUUUCGUGGUGUCCACCUACUUCCUAAAGGACUGGUACUUUGGAGAUGUGGGGUGCCGUAUCCUGCUCAGCUUGGACCUUCUCACUAUGCACGCCAGCAUCUUUACCCUGACUGUCAUGUGCACGGAGCGCUACCUGGCCGUCACCAAGCCGCUGGACACGGUGAGGCGCUCCAAGAGUUAUCGCAAAGCUCUGGCGUGGGGUGUGUGGCUGCUUUCGCUGGUGCUCACUGUGCCUAUGAUGAUAAUGGUCGCUCAGACAACUAAAAGCACACCGGACGGGGGUAUAAAAAGGAUGUGCGCACCCACAUGGGCGCCACUGGCUUAUAAAGUUUACGUAACGGUCCUGUUUGGCACCAGCAUCAUGGCCCCGGGGCUUAUCAUCGGUUACCUGUAUGUCAAGUUAGCCCGGACUUAUUUAGAGUCCCAGCGCAACUCUGUGAUCAACAAAGGCGGCAAGCGGUCACCUAAGCAGAAAGUGCUGAUCAUGAUUUUCACCAUCGUUCUGGUGUUCUGGGCGUGCUUCCUGCCCUUUUGGAUCUGGCAGCUGCUGCCUCUGUACCACUCCAAGCCGCUGAGCCUGGCCUCGCAGACUCACACCUGCAUCAACUACCUGGUCGCGAGCCUCACGUACAGCAACAGCUGCAUUAACCCUUUCCUCUACACGCUCCUCACCAAGAACUACAGGGAGUACCUGAAGAACAGGCACAGGAGCUUCUACAAGUAUACGUCGUCGUUCAAGAAGCGGCCGCCCAGCCUCUACUCGUGGGGCAAGUCUGCGUCCUCCAGCAAUCAGUUCGAGUUCAACUCCGAGACGUUGGUCAUGGGGUCACUGAAGUGA
Archocentrus centrarchus (flier cichlid) is the source of this 1092-nucleotide messenger RNA. RefSeq names its product urotensin-2 receptor. Gene Ontology annotation, molecular function: urotensin II receptor activity. Gene Ontology annotation, cellular component: plasma membrane. The coding region runs from base 1 to 1092 and encodes 363 amino acids. The record is from RefSeq and is a predicted model, not a curated record. Gene Ontology annotation, biological process: blood vessel diameter maintenance; regulation of blood pressure; neuropeptide signaling pathway. The transcript has a single exon. NCBI's taxonomy places the organism in Eukaryota, Metazoa, Chordata, Actinopteri, Cichliformes, Cichlidae.